GAUGUUCAAAAACACGUUCCAGAGCGGCUUCCUCUCCAUCCUCUACAGCAUCGGCAGCAAGCCGCUGCAGAUCUGGGACAAAAAGGUGCGGAAUGGCCACAUCAAAAGAAUCACCGAUAACGACAUCCAGUCCCUAGUGCUAGAGAUUGAAGGAACCAAUGUCAGCACCACGUACAUCACGUGUCCUGCAGACCCAAAGAAGACGUUGGGGAUUAAACUUCCCUUCCUCGUCAUGAUUAUCAAAAACCUGAAGAAAUAUUUUACCUUUGAAGUACAGGUGCUAGAUGACAAGAAUGUGCGUCGGCGGUUUCGGGCAAGUAACUACCAGAGCACCACGCGGGUGAAACCCUUCAUCUGUACUAUGCCCAUGCGGCUGGACGACGGCUGGAACCAGAUCCAGUUCAACCUGUCAGACUUUACUCGGCGGGCGUAUGGCACAAAUUACAUUGAGACCCUGAGAGUGCAGAUCCACGCAAACUGUCGCAUCCGACGGGUGUACUUCUCAGACAGACUCUACUCAGAAGACGAACUGCCAGCAGAGUUCAAACUGUAUCUCCCAGUUCAGAACAAGGCAAAGCAAUAACUGGAAUGCAACUCAAGGGAUAGACCCCGGACAUGACUCUUAGUUUAAAAAGGAAACUAUCUGGAGGACAAUGCAAAACAAAUAUUUAUGUUAGUUCUCUGUCUGUGCUUCUUUUAUCUAUUCCCUGACGUCCCUUGUCAUGGGCACCGGUGACCAGGCCGUAACGCCGUAGUUGCGUUGUGAGUACAGUGAGGGGUCAGCCGUCCUUUGACAGGCGAACACGGGAGCCGCUCCUGCUGUCUGCCCUCGUCUGUGGGGAGAGGCAGUCGCCACGGACUUCAGAGUUCAAGAUGUCCCCAAAGGCGGUUUCAGACCAAUCUUCCUUCCUAUGGUCUGUUGUUUGUUUUAUAUAUUAUCUAAAUAUAUGUAUAUGCUGUGUAAUACUCAUAAUCUGCAAAUUAAUAAAAUGUUUUAUUCUGGGUUUGUAAA
This is a messenger RNA of Equus caballus (horse), 1012 nucleotides long. It is a transcript of the gene CFAP20, whose product is annotated as cilia and flagella associated protein 20. Gene Ontology annotation, biological process: positive regulation of cell motility; cilium assembly; regulation of cilium beat frequency involved in ciliary motility. Gene Ontology annotation, cellular component: ciliary basal body; motile cilium. NCBI's taxonomy places the organism in Eukaryota, Metazoa, Chordata, Mammalia, Perissodactyla, Equidae. The record is from RefSeq and is a predicted model, not a curated record.